Molecule: messenger RNA, 1741 nt
Organism: Tigriopus californicus
Lineage: Eukaryota; Metazoa; Arthropoda; Copepoda; Harpacticoida; Harpacticidae
Exons: 4
Coding region: 195-1568 (457 amino acids)
Molecular function (GO): sulfotransferase activity
Source: RefSeq, a predicted model, not a curated record
CCGAACAAAACCAUGCACUUCUUCAAGUUGGUGCGCGUUCUUGUCGGUCCUCAGUUGACGAGUGGGCUGCACUGUGUUCAGACGUGAGGUAGGAACCUACGUGCACCAUACGAUAUCCUUGCUAGAGCAACUAAAACGAAGCACAACAAAGUGCGAGAUCAAUCUUCAUAUCCAUCCGUCACUUCCAUGGCAAAAUGAGGCGGUUCAAGUUGACAUUUCAUAAGGUCGGAGCCUUGAGUCUCUGUUCGUUAUUGCUUCUGCUCGGGCUUCUAUUCAAAUCCUCCGGGAUCUCAUCGAGACACAAUCUUGAUCCUCCUCCUCCCCGAAUGAGACGCGAGUUGACAAGCAUAGUGGAUAUGACAAACUCAUCUGGCUCAUCCUCUUCCUCGAACUCCAGUUCUUCUCCGGUUGAACCAGGAGUCCUACUGGGAUUUGUGGAGAUCCCCAAGUUAAAUCCCAAUCCUUCGUUGGCCUUGAUUGAGUCGAUGAGGAAAAACGGACCCAUGGGAGUUUUAGGCACUCAAGGCGACAUCCAACAAAUCAUUGCUAAGAUGAAAAAAAUGGAGGAUAAACGACAAGAGGUCUACUUGAGGCUCCUAGACCGGCGGGGUCAAAAAGUGGCACUGACCAAAGAAGGCGGAGGUCAUGCGCUCGUGUCCUUUCCUCAAGCACUCAUACGGAUGCCCAACACGCUAAAAUACAAACCCAUCGAUGAAUGGUCCAAAUAUGAAGGGAUUUGGCAAAAUGUCACCCACUUUCCAUGGUAUCUAAAUGAUGCACAGUGCAAGCAUUACUCCAUAUCAUUUGCUCUUCCUCACUCACUCGAACCAUUGGGACUGGUGUCCUAUCCAAGUUCUGGCAACACGUGGCUCAGAUACCUGGUCGAAGGCGCAACGGGUUAUUUCACGGGUAGUAUGUACAACGACCUCAUGCUUGGAACAAAAGGUCUCUAUGGUGAGAUUGUACCUUGGAACUCCGGGAUGACAGUGGCCAUUAAGUCCCAUGGUCACACCACAGGGCAAGGGCUUGAAGAACCCAGGGAUGUGCAAGUCAAUUUCAACCACUUUGAAGAGUUCGACAAGCGAGCCAUUUUGCUGAUACGGAACCCUUUCCGAGCCAUUAUUGGUCAUCGUCAUUUGGAUGCAGGUGGUCAUACGGGGUUUGCAGAUGAGGAUCAAUUCUUAGGCGAAGAUUGGGAUCAUUUUGUGCGAGUGAAGAUUGCCUCUUGGGAGAAUCUCUAUCUCGAUUGGCUCCACGAGGCCGAACCAGAGGAUAUUCAUGUGAUUCAUUUCGAGACCCUCAAAGACGACCUUGUGUCUUCGCUAAGGGCCUUGGUCCAAUUCAUGGAGCUCGAAGUGGACGAAGGUCGCUUGAAGUGCACGUGGAGAAACAAUGAGGGUAAUUUCCAUCGGAAGAAAACGGAAGGAUCUCUAGCUGCCAAAGAGAAUCCAUUUACAUCAGAGCACACCAUUCUCAUACGAGACUCCAUACACAGAGUGAAUCAGGCUCUGUUCGAGAAAAAGAAACCCGAAAUGCCCUUGGAUCAAUACGAGCUCUAUCAAACCUGAUUGUUUUCAAUUCAAUAAUAUCGGUUUGUCAAGACUGGGUCGAGGGAUUUCAAUUCUAUUGAAAGCAUCUGUCCAAUCGAUUCUCAGCUUGUGACCGACUUGCCAACUGUGGUUCCUAUUUGUCAGCUCAAAUCGAAUUUUCAUUUCAAGAAAUAAAUCAAAGAAGUAACGUU